CUUGAAGAUGGACAUUUCAAACUAAAUUUUAUAUAUUUUUUAUAAAAAUAUAAAGUUUGGUUGAAGAUGGUUGAAGGUGAUCUAGCAGAAGGUGCUAAAUAUUCCCGGAUUACGGGACUUAUUUACAUAUUCAACCUGAUUGUUGGAACCGGAGCACUCACCCUCCCGGCAGCAUUCCAUGAUGCUGGUUGGGCACUUUCAUCAGCUGUACUUAUACUCCUCGCGUUCAUGUCGUUCCUUACUGCAACCUUCGUUAUUGAAACCAUGGCCUCGGCGAAUGCUCUAGGAAGGUGGAGACGGCUGCAGAGGUUGAAGAGGCCAGGGGGGAGGACAGGAUCCAACUCAGAGAACCAAUAUGUGGAUAAAAAUAUACAGGUUGAGGUUCUAGCUUCGGACAGGGUCGUCAGCUCACCCCUUCAUAGAGGACCUGUUGUAAUUUCUCCUUCUCCAAUAUCUUCAAGUCCCCAAGGGUACCCGGAGCAGGAGGAGAUGGAUGAAAACCAUCCUCUUAUAGAGAACGUGGAACAGGUUCUUCCAACAACUUCAAACUAUUAUGAUAUAACCGAGAUAACGGAAAUGGGUAAAAUGUCCUCCAUGUUCUUUAACAAAACCGGAAGUACCCUAUUCUACGCGUGUAUAGCUAUCUAUCUGUACGGAGAUUUGGCCAUAUACGGAGCUGCUGUUUCUAAAUCCGUUCGAGACGUUGCUUGCUCAUACAAACCAGGAAACACAAGUUCUCCGCUCAAUAUCUCCGAGAAUGAGAAAUGUUGGGAGUGGAAGGAAACGAGUAGGUUGGACGUUUACAGGAUAAUCCUCGCCGUGUUUACCUGUACAAUAGGACAGUUUGUCUUCUGUAAUGUGAGCAAGACAAAGUAUCUACAGAUUGCAACUUCAAUCAUGAGAUGGUUGGCGUUUAUAGUAAUGGUUGUGCUGGCAUGUAUGAACCUAACUAAGGAAGGAUCUGACCGUCCUACUCCCCAACCUUCAAUAAUAUCCGGAGUACCGAACCUGUUCGGAGUUUGUGUUUACAGUUUCAUGUGUCAUCACAGUCUUCCAUCCUUGAUUACUCCGAUAUCUCAGAAGCAGAACUUGUUCCGUCUCCUACUCGGAGACUAUCUUCUUAUUCUCUGUUUCUACUUCCUUCUUGCCUUCACCGGGGUCUUUGCAUUCAGGGAGAUCAAUGAUCUCUACACACUCAACUUCCAGCCUUCGAUGUCGGAUAACUGGUUCAUGUUCGCGCUUCAUUUCUUUCUUUCUCUGUUCCCCGUUUUUACGCUGUCCACCAACUUCCCCAUCAUCGCUCUUACGCUCUCGAACAACCUGAAGUCCUUGUUCCUCUCCGAACAUAGAUCCCACAAUUGGUUCACCAGAACAGUUCUCUUCCCCCUACUAGCUCUGAUACCUCCAACGUGUGUAGCGAUGACGACGAACUCCCUGGAGUUCCUGGUUGGUAUUACAGGCAGCUAUGCUGGUGCAGGGAUUCAGUAUAUUGUUCCAGCUGCCCUCGUCUACUAUGCACGCAAGGAGUCGAGAAGAGCACUGGGAGUAGGAGUGAAGAACAAUCAUAUGUCUCCGUUCAAGUCUGUGUACUGGGUUCUGUUUGUCCAACUCUGGGCUGCAACUUGUAUAAUAUUUGUUACUUGGAACCAUAUUUCCGACCUGCGUGAACGGAUAUCUCUUUUUUUACAAUCAUGAAAGGUUAAAGGGAAGGUUAUUAAAAAAGUGGGUGUAGGAUGAACCAUGAUUAUACUUUGCUACUGGUUUUCUAAUUUAUCCAAUGUUUCUUUAAAGAGAAUUUGAUGUAAAACGUUCUCCACAGAUCGGAUAAAUAUAAUAGUAGAACUGGAACUGCCGUGUACCGCCUGCUGUGCAGCACAGACGAAGAUAUUCUAGUCUGUAAAGAACAUUUAUUACAAUAUUUUUACACCCCUUUUUUAACACUCAGUUUAGCUCUUGAAAACUGUAUAUGCUCUUAAUCACAAUGGAGAUGUUUCGGUUCUCAAAUAUUGUCUUUUGUAUCAUGACAAAAAACUUUUAUGUCAUUCAAAUUCAUUCACGGGUUUAUUCUGACAAAAUUGAAUAUUUAAAAACUUCACUUUACAACGUUUACUUUUGGUCUUGAGUCUAAACCCCAUACUAUUAGGCUUUAAUUAGUACGAAACCUUUUCAAUAUUUGAACGCACAAACUGUAAAAAUUCAAGAUUAUUAUAUAUCUAAUAUAGUUUUAUUUUGAUGUGGUUCUGGAUCCUGGAUUUGCCCUGGAAAAAAUGGUCCCGAACCCCGGCCUUGAACAUUUCUUCAAGAUUAACAGAUUGUUUAACAAAUGAAAAUUUUUCUUAUUUUUUCGCAUAUUGGUGAAACUUAAAGAACCGUUCAGAGAUAAGAAAGUUUUUAUUAAAUAUAUUUGCGGAUCCGGAUUUAGGAAGGCACAAUGUUGCGGAUUCAGAUCCUAAGUACUCCCCCAAAGUCAUAGCUUUUCCAUUGGAGUUUAAAAUGUGAUGUCUUUCAAUAAGUUUGCCUUUAUUUUGACAUUUUAUUUGCAUCUUAAAUAUUCCAUUUAAAUGAUUCCAUCUGUUAGAUAAUCGCAUAAUCUUUGCUUUGCUGUUUUUUUUUAGUACUAACUUCCCACACUCCAAAGUGAUGUUGAAAUGUGCUACAGUAAAAAACAUUUUUGUAUAAAGUGCCUUCUCUUUUUUUUCUCCCCCCCCCCCCCCCACACCUUAAU
This is a messenger RNA of Eurytemora carolleeae, 2725 nucleotides long. Its product is annotated as transmembrane protein 104. Bases 67 to 1695 code for a protein of 542 amino acids. NCBI's taxonomy places the organism in Eukaryota, Metazoa, Arthropoda, Copepoda, Calanoida, Temoridae. The transcript has 6 exons. The record is from RefSeq and is a predicted model, not a curated record.